AGUAGCCUAGUCAUCCAGGGCAGCGAGUGAAGCGGAGUGGGACUGGUGAGAACAGCCAGCCAGCCAACCAGCCAGCCGGGCAGCCAUGAGCGGCAAGAGCCUCCUGCUGAAGGUGAUCCUGCUGGGGGAUGGCGGCGUGGGCAAGUCCUCGCUGAUGAACCGCUACGUCACGGACCGCUUCGACUCGCAGUCCUUCCACACCAUCGGUGUGGAGUUCCUGAACCGCGACCUGGAGGUGGAUGGGCGGCUGGUGACGCUGCAGAUCUGGGACACGGCGGGCCAGGAGCGCUUCAAGAGCCUGCGCACGCCCUUCUACCGCGGCGCCGACUGCUGCCUGCUCACCUUCGCCGUGGACGACCUGCAGAGCUUCCAGAACCUGGGCUGCUGGAAGAAGGAGUUCAUGUACUACUCGGACGUGCGCGACCCGGAGCGCUUCCCCUUCGUGGUGCUGGGGAACAAGGUGGACAACAAGGAGGAGGACAGGGAGGUGGGGGCCGACGAGGCCCGGGCCUGGUGCGAGGAGAACGGGUGUUACCCGUACUUCGAGACCAGUGCCAAGGACGACACCAACGUCAGCUCGGCCUUCGAGGCGGCCGUGCGGGAGGUGAUCAAAGGGGAGGAUCAGAUGGACCACACGUUGCUUAGCAACACCAUCGACCUGCACGGGAACCGCAAAGCCCCGCGCUCUGGGUGCUGCUGAUUUCGACCGGUUUACUCGCUCCCCAUGGUACUGCUGCGGCUGCCUCUCUUGAACUUAUGUGAACCUCUUUACCUGAUCUUGAUCCGACACCCAUCCCAACUCCCCACAACAAAUAGUAUUGUUUUUGCAAGUACAGACUUCCAAGGUUCAGUUUAAGGUUUUACAGAUUAUAUCCACAGUGUAACUCAGAUAUGGUACUAUUUGUGGCACUACGGUCUUCGAUGCAGUUUUGGUUGUUACAGCAAACGUUUUUUUUUCAUUAUGGUACAAAGCGUUCCCGUUCAGUUUUCUGUAAAACUUUAACAGGCACAGGUCUCAGUGGUCCAAUUGGAGGUUUUACUGAUUAUAUCCAUUGUGGAACUCAGAUAUGGUACCAUUUGUGGCACUGCGGUGCAGUUUUGGUUUACACAGCAACUGUUUUUUCAUUCUAGUACAAAGUGUUCUCAUUCACUUUUAUGUGUGGAGGUUGUUGCAAGGUCCGAGUACUUUGGGGCCCCGUACGGAUGAACAUUUCAUAGGUGUCGUAACCACAAUAUUAUGACUGACUUCUAUCACUCACUACACCCUUAAGUAUUCACAAGAGCACAGUCUACUGCACUACGGCGUCAGAUGUUUUGCCUUUAUGACAUUUCAAGGUCGUCAUGGGUUGUCAGGUGACUUGACAACACAGUAUAGUAUGUAUAAUCUCAAAGCAUAUGGUACAUUUCAUAUUAUGGUACUGAACAUGACUGUAUAUUAAACAAAACACACUGGCUAUAUACACAAUUACUUAUGGUUCAGUUCAGCAGAAUAUACUAUGUCAAGUAAGGUAAUGAACAUAUACUAACUUAUUGUGCUAUUGUAAAGUGAGCAGGUACAAAGGGAAUUUGUAUAUUUUUGUUUUGGAAAGGGACAGAUGACGGUAUCUCCAACACAUGGCUAUUUUAUAGGUCUUUGAAACACUGGUCAUUGAUUCAUUUAUCGUGUUACAAUAAUCUGAAAAACCUUUUUCAAGUUUUGUUUGGUCUUUUUUAAAUGGGUUAUUCUCAUCAAUUAUUUGUUCCUUUGUUUGUUUGUUGUUUUUUUCUGUAGUGUGUCUACUGAUUCAUAAAACUUGCGGUGCUGUGCACUUUUUUAUUUUACAUUAGAAGUGACUCAAAAGCAGAUGUGCUAUGACAUAGCUGACCAGUUUUUAGCAUGAAUUCACUUCUGUGUCUUCUGGCAGGGCUUCAGAAAUGGAUGAAAACACUGUGUUGAGCGUUUUGAAAAGCACAUGAGCAGCGAAGGGAAUAACUAGCGACCCCCAUCCCCUCAGCCGAGUUUCACAACGUACAGAGUAUUAAUGACUGACUUUAUGGUCCUAGUUACACUUAAAUCUGUAGUCAGUUACCCCAGAGGUCAUGACCUUGUCUUUGGCUGCCUUGUGUUGCCACAGUUUUUAAAGAACAUUCCAGUCUCUGAAAACAUAACACAUAUCUGUUAUUUUUAUUUAUUUACAUGUCUUUUUUUAUAAGUUGAUUCCUAAAUUCUUUGUAUAUGUUUUCAUUUCAACUCCUUUCAACAUCCGUCCACUUUGUUUUCAGAACAGCACCGUUUGAUGCAUUUCCACAAUAGAAAAUGACAACAAAAAUAUUAUUUUGAUAAUCCGGAAGCUCUACGUAAAAUGUUGGAUUUCUGAAUGGUUGUGCGGGCGGGCUGUGCUGUGCCAUGAUGCCUAUGCCCCCUGGGCUACUGUUGUACUCGCUCAUGUGAGCAUAACAAACCCAGAGUGCUUUGAUGUGACUGUGUUUUCAUGCAGGUUUGGUUGAAAUGCUGUUACCUUCCUGUUAAUCUCUCAUCAGUGUUUCAUGUGAAUGGUACGCAGUGAGGAGGAAACAGUUAGAAAAACGCUGUGAUGUUUUUUUUUUUCCCCCCCACUGAGAUAUACCUGUUGUAGUAGUACGGUACUCCAUUAAGGUCAUUCAAAACGGUUUCUUGUCAGCAGAGUUUGGAAAACCAUGUGACAGUAUUUACAGAUUCCUUCUGUUCUGCUCCGGCUUCGGUUCGAAAAUUGGCCGUUAACAGGAAACGAGCAGUCUUCAUUAUGGAUACAAAACUAAUUGGAUAAUCUGCUUUCAUGUUACUGGCCGUUAUUUUUGUGUUACUUACAUUCCUUGGGGCUUGUUAGCCUCACAGGGAAUCUCUUGCUGCUGUGUAUCAAACUUAUUGUUCAAAUAUUUACACUCAUUGGGCAUCAAUUAAUAAACACAGCUGAAGCCUUCCUUACAAGUGCGCACACUCACUCCCUCGCUGCUCGGAUAUACGAGUCAUAGCAUGCUGCCUGCAACCCGGCUGGUAUAAAUACACACACACACACACACACACACACACACACACACACACACACACACACACACUGCAGAGGAUUCUGAAUUCUGUUGCCUGUCUUAACCAGUGUAGGCCUACUUUUGAUCCUUAAGGGUUUGAGAUGUUGGGAUCUUUUUUAUUAUUAUUAUUACACUGAGUCUGGAAAUCGAAAUGUAUUUUUCCAGUCUGAGUUGGAUCAUACUGUAUGUGAAUCCUGUGGCUUUUGUAUUAUAUUGCUGCCCAAACCCCUCCCCAUCAUGGCACCAUUCAUUUUUUUUUUUAAAUGAGGCUGAAAUCUAAUUUUUGUCUGAGGGCUUGACUGUGUAGAAUGUAAGCAGCAGUAGUGGCAGUGUGUGCAAACCUGGAGGGGACACACACACACACACACACACACACACACACACAGAUGGCUGAUGUAGGCUAGAGCAGUGUGGAUAUACCCACUUAUAAAGUACUGCCCUGGCACACUGGAAAGCGAGAUGGAGGGAAAAUAAACACUGCAGUAUCCUCUUGCCACACAGUGUUGCACUCGUGUCAGUGUACGCUUUGAACCCCCAGCAGCGAGCGAGUGCUUUUGGACAGAUCGCGUAAUUGGUCCUGGAAAAAAAAAAUUGUUGGACAAACUCCUCAUGUAUCAAACCUUUCCAAACCCUCCUCUAGCCAUCUCCGAUCAUCUCCUGAGUUGCACUAAAGAGGUCAGGACUGGCUUUGUUUACAAACCUUACUAAUUUAGUGGCGAAUAUCCAGUGGCAAUGCUAUGAAUAAAUCAUGCGGAAUACCAAAUGAAA
Engraulis encrasicolus (European anchovy) is the source of this 3813-nucleotide messenger RNA. It is a transcript of the gene rab9b, whose product is annotated as RAB9B, member RAS oncogene family. The transcript has a single exon. Gene Ontology annotation, biological process: Rab protein signal transduction; retrograde transport, endosome to Golgi. Gene Ontology annotation, cellular component: phagocytic vesicle; lysosome; late endosome. Lineage: Eukaryota; Metazoa; Chordata; Actinopteri; Clupeiformes; Engraulidae. The record is from RefSeq and is a predicted model, not a curated record. Gene Ontology annotation, molecular function: GTPase activity; GTP binding. The coding region runs from base 86 to 700 and encodes 204 amino acids.